AGGGAGGGAGUGUUUCUGCAAGAGUCGUGCUCACUGCAGAGCACGACUUGGCUUUGGUAGGCUCCAUCAUCAGGUGCACCUGCACUGCAGGACCGGGACAGAUGUGUCUGGUAUGUUGCUGAAACAUCCAGGACAAAUACUUCAGUUGUGACAACAGCUUGGAAAAACACAGACAAUGAUGCCUGAUGUUUCAUCCUUCCCGUAUCCGUGACGACAAGGAUGCGGGCAAUCAUCCACUCCAUUCAUGCAUAAUGAGACCGGGAAGAUGAGGUGUGAACAAAUGAGUCCGAAAUGGGAGCGGGAGGGGGGGAGCUUCUAAAAACGGAGCGUGCUCCCUGGAUGACGCUGGAUGACGAACACAGCGUGUGGAGUGUGGGUGUAUAAAAGACCAGAGUGUGGGUGUAUAAAAGACCAAAGUGUGGGUGUAUAAAAGACCAAAGUGUGUUGAGCUGGGAGCACACAUGGGGAGACCAGCAGGAUUCUGACACCCAUGUCUGACGUCCGACGCUGAACAAAGAUGAACAGAAACGAGAAGUUCCACCUUCCCGUUGAUGGCGUCUUGCAAAUGUUCAACACCUUCACCGGGCGCCAGAGCCCCACCCUCACACCCGUCCUGCGUCAACAGCACCCGAAGGUGUUGUCCAAGAGCAGCGUGGGUCUCCUGGAGACGGUCAAAGGGCGAUGGACGCCGCGGGACAGGAGAGCCUUGGAGAGCGUCUCCAGCGACCCGCUCCCCCCCGGGCGUGCGCAGGUGAUCAAGCCCAGGAACCGUCACAGAAUGGUGGUACUGGGCGCUCCCCGGGUGGGCAAGACCAACGUGGUGAGGAGAUUCCUCGGGGAAGACUUCCAGGAGCAGUAUGAACCCACAGCAGAGGACUUCCACAGGAAGCUGUUCCACGUCGGAGGGGAAACAUACCAAGUGGACAUUCUGGACGCCUCCAUAGAGAGAAACUUCCCGGCAAAACGGAGACUCUCCAUCCUGUCAGGUGACAUCUUCCUGCUGGUCUUCAGUCUGGACGACAGAGAGUCCUUGACUGAAGUCUGUGAGCUCCUCGGCGAGAUCAGAGCCGCCCAGACCAAGCUGCUCAAGUUCAAAGGGCCGGCCAGGUUGCCAGCGCUGGUCUGCGGCAAUAAACUGGACCUCCACGCUCAAAGAGCGGUCAGCAGGUCGGAGGUCACCAAGGCCCUGGCUCGCGACGUCGCCUACGUGGAGACCUCGUCCAAGCACGGCACCGGGCUAGAGGCGGCGUUCAGGGAGCUGGCGGCCAUAAGCGGCCUGCCGGGCGAGACCGAGCCCUCCAAGCAUCAGCUGGUCUCCAUAGCGGCCUACCGCUCCUUGUGCGAGGACCAGCGGGGCCGCGGGCGCAGCCGCACCCCCUGCGCCGCCGUGGACCCCCUGGUGCGGCGGCCCAGCUUCAACAGCGACCUGCGACUGGUGCUUGGAUCAAGCGGCAAGGCCGACAAACCCGAGAGGUGUCAGAUUCAAUGAAUCGUGAGCGCCUCUCCACAGAAACCAAUUGCAGUAGUAUGCUGCAAUGUUGUAUUACGUAAGGAGUUAUACUCUGUACUAGCUGGCUGGACCAGCGCCUUCCUUUUCUAUAAAUCUC
This is a messenger RNA of Nerophis ophidion (straightnose pipefish), 1607 nucleotides long. RefSeq names its product RASD family member 2a (gene rasd2a). NCBI's taxonomy places the organism in Eukaryota, Metazoa, Chordata, Actinopteri, Syngnathiformes, Syngnathidae. Gene Ontology annotation, molecular function: GTP binding; GTPase activity. The coding region runs from base 518 to 1489 and encodes 323 amino acids. The record is from RefSeq and is a predicted model, not a curated record. The transcript is spliced from 2 exons.